Pocillopora damicornis (cauliflower coral) is the source of this 4485-nucleotide messenger RNA. Its product is annotated as tyrosine-protein phosphatase non-receptor type 4. Gene Ontology annotation, molecular function: protein binding; protein tyrosine phosphatase activity. Gene Ontology annotation, cellular component: cytoskeleton. The record is from RefSeq and is a predicted model, not a curated record. NCBI's taxonomy places the organism in Eukaryota, Metazoa, Cnidaria, Anthozoa, Scleractinia, Pocilloporidae. Gene Ontology annotation, biological process: protein dephosphorylation.
UGUGGCUACAAACCGCUCACAAAUUUCUAUCAUCGUAAAUACAAACGAAAAUAUCAACUGGUUUGUUUAUAACUUCGGCGAUCAACUGCCUUUCUUCCAUAGGGUAGAUCACGGUGACUUAUAUGAAAGAUUUUGGCUCGGUGUAAGGCUCAAUGUCAAGAAGAUUUCGCCCUGCAUCGCUGGGUUCCCAGAGCGGGAUUUACAGCGUUCGUGGAUCUGAAUUGGCGCGGAGCGGAAACACAACUCCUAACAAAAUUCGAUGCGUCGUGGAGCUUUUAGAUGAUUCGGAGUUUGUCAUUGAUAUUGAUAAACAUUCCAGGGGUGAAACUUUGCUAGAAGCUGUUUUCAAGCAUCUUGACUUGUUGGAAAAACAUUUCUUUGGUCUUCAAUUUGUUGCUGAUUCUCCCGACAACUUGCAAUGGCUUAAUUCUGACAAACAAAUCAGGAAACAACUGAAACGUGGUCCCCCCUACAUAUUUUAUUUUAGAGUGAGAUUUUUUGCUUCAGAUCCUUCCAAACUUUCUGAGGAUGUAACAAGAUAUCAAUUCUAUCUUCAAAUAAAACGAGACCUUUUGACUGGAAGAUUGCCAUGUUUGUACGACACUGCAGCAGAAUUAGCUUCCUAUGUACUUCAAGGUGAACUUGGUGAUUAUGACCCCAGGGCAAUGCAUGAAGCAUAUGUGUCUGAAUUCCGUUUUGUACCCGACCAGUCAGAGGAUUUUGAAGAAAGGGCAGCAGAAUUUCACAAACAUCAUGGUGGCCAAAGUCCAGCAGAUGCAGAAUUCAAUUUUCUUGAGGUAGCCAAAAAUUUGGAUCUCUAUGGAGUAGAUCUUCAUUUUGCUAAGGAUCAUGAUGGCCUUGAUCUUCACAUUGGAAUUUCUCCUCUUGGUUUGACUGUCUACCACAACAGAUGUAAAAUUAAUUUCUUCCCAUGGUCAAAGAUUGUAAAAGUUUGUUUUAAAAGGAAAAGAUUCUUUGUUCAGAUACGGCCAGAUUGGAAUGAAUGGACUGAUAAUGUCAUUGGUUUUCACAUGCCAACCUACAGAGCAUGCAAAACACUUUGGAAAACCUGUGUUGAAUAUCACACUUUUUAUAGAACUCAUUUUCCAAAACCAACGAACAACAAAGGCUCGCUUGUGAGGAUCGGCUCGAAGUACAGAUACAGGGGGAAAACAGAAUAUCAGGCGAUAGAAGAAGGUAGAAGACAGCCAAGAACUGAACCUAAGAUUGUGAGGACUCUCAGCAGAAGGUAUUCCAAAAGGAAUGAUGACGGUUCUCGGCGGAGAAUAGACCUUGAUCACGUGUUUGACAAAGAUGACAUGGUAUUCAACGACAAGUCUGCUGGUCUGAAUUAUUCGUCAUCUGUCCCGUCAAAUUUUGACAAAAUGAACAACUCUUUAGUUCGAAGCAAGAGCCUUGGAAUGGCGGACGCCGAGGGACAUAUGAAUCGACUAAAACCUGCUCUAACGCCAGAAUUACAUAGAAAUGGUUCUGCUAAUCAAGAAGGUCUUAUUACUGUAAGAAUGGAACCGGAUGAACAAGGACGAUUCGGAUUUAACGUUCAGGGUGGAGCUGAUAUCGAUUUACCAGUGAUUGUAUCCAAGAUCGCACGAGGAAUGCCGGCGGAUAUGUGCAUGCCGCAGCUACAGGAAGGAGAUGAGAUUGUCCACAUAAAUGGGAGAAUUGUCAAGGAAAUGCCGCAUCAAGAAAUUGUGGAUCUCAUAAGAACAAUCAGCAAAUCAAACCGACGACUACUGAUAAUGACGAUAAGACCAUUCGUUUUCACGAAUUCUGCCCCCUCGCCCGUGCAUGCGGUGAGUCCGGAGCAGUUUGCCGCGGCUGAACAGAGACACGAACAAGAAAAAGUUGUUGCCAAACAAGUAAAGGAAAAAGGGGUGGUGAAGGACACCGAAGCUCUUCGUGUUUCUAUGGAUCAACUCCGAGAGAAUCUCGAAAGCGGCGAUCUGCUCGUGUACUUUCAGGAAUUGUACAGAAAAAAGCCUGGAAUGUCUAUGGAAGAAGCGAGAAAGCCCGAAAACCUUCCACGCAACAGAUACAGAGAUAUUUUACCUUACGAUGAUACGCGAUGCAAACUUUACAAAGGAAAGAAUGACUAUAUCAACGCUAACUACGUCACGAUGGAAAUUCCUGCGAGAGGAUUACUUAACAGAUACAUAGCUGCUCAAGGUCCACUGGAGAAGACGUGCGGGGAUUUCUGGCAGAUGGUGUGGGAGCAAGAGGCAUCUCUUAUUAUUAUGCUGACUACCACAGUCGAGAGAGGAAGGGUGAAGUGUCACCAAUAUUGGCCGGAAGGAGAGGAAACUCUUACCUUUGGAGAUCUAGAAAUAGUCUGCACAAAAAUCCGCGACUUCUCACCGUCGUAUAUUUACAGAGAAAUGUAUGUCACCGAAACGAAGAGUCUUCGAAGCCGUGUUGUUGUUCAGCUACAAUAUAUUGCCUGGCCGGACCAUGAUGUUCCGGACGAUUCAACAGAUUUUCUGGAGUUUAUUCACAUUGUUCGUCAUUACCGGGAAGGAACAAACACUCCGACUGUGUUACAUUGCAGUGCGGGUGUUGGUCGAACAGGUGUUCUUAUCUUUAUGGAGUCAGCAUUCAACAUGAUUGAAAGUGCAGAACCCAUUUAUCCAUUAGAAAUCGUUCGAAAGAUGAGGGAUCAAAGAUGUUCACUCAUACAAACUCCGGGACAAUUUAUUUUUGUCCUGGAGGCACUGCUAAAAGCUUACGACGAGGAGAUGGUAAAACCGUCAUAAGUGCCAAGCACUAGAACAGAAUCUUUCGCAAGUGAAACUCCUCGGCAAGGUUGUACAGCUCGGUGGCACAACAUUGAAGGUUAACCUGAGAAAAUUCACGGUGUAGGACUAAGCCGACCUUUGAAGAAAUCAGAGGGAUGUUGAGAUUAAAAAAAAAUGAAUUGGGGUACAGAUAAGAGUCACCUUCAAUAUUUUUGGACUCGAGCUAGAAAACUUUCACUGUUGGAAACAUUUUCAAUCCACUGUAGGAAAAGAAAAGAAAAGCUAAGUCAAACGCGAAAGAAAAACUUUCUUUUGUUGCUCUGGCUUUUGCUUGUUUUUUUUAUUCGACAUAACUUUCUAUUUGACUUAAACUUUUAAGCAUAACAAACAUUGACUUCAUAACUUUGAGCUACUUUCUAGAGCUCCCAUCCAAAUUAAUCGUCGUGUCCUGUGUCAAAGGUCUGCGUGACAGUGCAAAUUUUCUUAAAAUACGUACGGCAAUCUUUGCAUUGUAGCAACUUUUACCCCACGCAUUUUGUUCUUAGCAAUUUAUUUAUACAUUUUUCUCCCAUCCAUCCCAUCGUGAUGUAAUUAUUAAACCUGUGAGAGUUAUUCAUCUUCAAUUUCAGUGAUUACGAAUUCGCUUUUAGUUGACUGGUUGUUGUAUUUUCAGAGCCAGAAAAAUGUAGCUUGCCAAAUUUUGUGAUUCUUGUAGAGGUUAACGUCAAAGCCUGUUCGCUUUUUUUUUUUAAAACACAAAUUGAAUUCCACAUUUCUUGUUUUAAAUGGGAACUUUUAGGUCUAGAAUACUCGUUAUGUCAUUAGAUGACUAAAAGAUAUGGAACCAUCGCCUUGGUAGUUGUACUUAAAGUGAAUUGUAAAGAAAUAUGCAAAAGCAAUGUAGUUUUUAUCUCCGCUGCUUAAAAUUUUAUGUGAAAUUACCGCGUGAUUCAAGGAGAAACUCAGCUUUCUGAAAACUGUUUUCAGAUGUGCUUAAAAUUCGCUUAAGAUCGCUGCCAUUUGAUCUUUCUUGGUAACCUGGCCUCUUUUUUGUGACGUAACAAAGUUUUACUCUUGGUUUUUCCAACUCACUUUGAUCUAGUUUUGAACAAUUGGGAGCUUAACAAUAAAGGCAUCAGUCAUUAGUGACCAAAUUAACGCGGAGAUGAAAAUUAUAUGGUUUCUUAAGCUCUAACUUGCAUAAGUUGAAUUGACAGUUAUAUGGCAUUCCUUCAGCUAAUUGAAAGGUUCCAGUUGGUUUUCUGAACUCAACGGCGUGUUCAGUUAACUUUGCAUAACUUUUCAGAGAUAUGUGCUUUUCAAGUGAAGACUAUUUAUACACGUUAAAAAGUAUUUUAUAAAGAGUAAUAUAUAGUUGAACAAGAUGAAGAAAAGUCGCUCUUUACUUCCGGUAGCGAUAACCGGAAGUGAAGCUAUAACUGUCCGCUUAGAAUUUAUUAUCGAAAAACUACGCACUUUUAAUCUCUGCUGUGGUGAUCAAGUAAAUUCGUUGAAUUAUCUUGAAUGUGUGCAGCGAAAAAAAUCGCGAUUGAAUAGUUUGAAGCUUUAAAUAUAAUAUGCUCUAUUUUUAUCACCAUAUUUAUUGCUUUUACCGUACAUACCUGUGUUGUCCAGCUAUGAUCAAUUUUUGUUUGUGGAAAUGUCACAUCUAAUGAAGGUUAAGGCUCUCUUUCAAGUAGAUUUGAAAGUAAAAUAAUUUUUAAUCAUGCAA